Molecule: messenger RNA, 2879 nt
Organism: Asparagus officinalis (garden asparagus)
Lineage: Eukaryota; Viridiplantae; Streptophyta; Magnoliopsida; Asparagales; Asparagaceae
Product: cell division cycle protein 27 homolog B
Exons: 16
Coding region: 184-2460 (758 amino acids)
Biological process (GO): cell division
Molecular function (GO): protein binding
Source: RefSeq, a predicted model, not a curated record
UCCCAAAAAAAAAAAAAAAACCCCAAAUCUCCAAAAACUCCACCUGUGAUUUCAACAAGGAUUCCUCUGCCUCUCUCCUUGCCUCCCUCUCCUUCACUGAGAGUGAAGACAGAACGAAGAAGAAGAAGAAGGAAAAAAUAGAGGGCGAGAGAGAGAGGGGGAGAUAAAGUAAAUAUAGAAGCGAUGGAAACCCUAAUGGUGGAGCGAGUGCAGAGCAGCCUUCGAUCGUUCAUGAACAAGAACGCCAUCUUCCUCUGCGAGCGCCUCUGCGCUGAAUUCCCCUCCGAGCUAAAUUUACAACUGAUGGCGACUUGUUAUUUGAGAAAUAACCAAGCUUAUUGUGCAUACCACAUUUUGAAAGGAACCCGGAUGCCUCAAUCUCGGUACUUGUUUGCAUUCUCAUGCUUUCAGAUGAAUCUUCUCCGUGAAGCUGAAGCAGCACUAUGUCCAGCCAAUGAGCCGAAUUCAGAGGUUCCUAAUGGAGCAGCUGGCCAUUAUCUUCUGGGUCUUGUUUAUAGGUACACAGGUAGAAGGAGCAAUGCCAUCGAUCAUUUUAUGCAGGCUCUGGCUCUAGAUCCUCUUCUAUGGGCUGCUUAUGAAGAACUAUGUAUACUAGGUGCGGCAGAAGAAGCUAAUGAAUGUUUUAGUGAUUCAGUUGUUGCACGCAUCUAUGACCAACAUUUAUCUGAACUGUCUUCUCAGAACUUGUAUCUGGGCAGUGAGGACCGAAGUUUACCAUCUAAUCGGUUAAUAGCCUCUGGGGAUUCUAGUCCAAGGCAAUCAAAACAACUGCCUGCAAACAACUUGCGAGAUCCUCAUGGCAUAACGGGAUCUGGGCAAUCUUCAAAUAUACCUAAUUUGUCACAAUAUAACACUCCUUCUCCAACAGCUACCCAGUUGUCAGGGGUAGCUCCACCUCCUCUAUGUAGGAAUGCACAACAAUACCUGAAUUCCAAUGCACUUGGUGGUGAUGGCUCUUCCAGGUUGAAUGCAAAUGCAGCAAUUCAAGCCAGAAGGAAGGUACUGGAUGACGGGAAAAUACGGAAGGUUUCUGGGAGACUAUUCUCUGGCUCGGAUUCAGGAUUGAGACGAAGCACAAGACUUUCUGGAGAUGCAAUGGCCAAUGCAAACUCAAAUGGGUCUCAAGUAGGAGGAACUAGCACAAGCCAUUCCUCUUCAAAAUUUCUUGGAGGAAUAUCCUUAUCAUCUAAAAUGAAUUCGGCGGUUUCUCGCAGUUUGACAAAUCGGAAGGGGCAACAAUGGGCUUCUGAAAAUUUUGACGAAGGAAGGAGAUCUGAAGUUUUUGAUGAUCUGCGGAUGGAUAAUGGUGCAACUACUGCAUCAUCUACCUCAUCAUUUGUGCCAACCUUUCAUGAUGGUAGAAGUAACAAUCAAGAAAGGCUAAACUAUCAGAUGGGUGGAAUGUCGCAUGACUCAAAAUUGGCUAAUGGCAUAGUAGAGUUGUUGGGCCUCUUAAGGAUUCUUGGAGAGGGCUAUAGGCUGUCUUGUUUACACAGGUCCCAGGAAGCACUGGAGGUAUAUCUAAAACUUCCACAACAUCAAUAUAACACUGGGUGGGUGUUAUCUCAGGUUGGUAAAGCAUAUUUUGAAUUAGUAGAUUUUCUUGAAGCUGAUCGUGUCUUUGAUUUGGCACGCCGAUUAUCACCAUAUAUAUUAGAAGGCAUGGAUAUAUACUCCACUGUCCUUUUUCAUUUGAAGGAGGAAAUGAAGUUAAGCUAUCUUGCUCAAGAUCUUAUUUCAACUGACCGAUUAUCCCCUCAAGCAUGGUGUGCCAUGGGAAAUUGCUAUAGUUUGUUGAAAGAUCAUGAAACUGCACUGAAAAAUUUUCUGCGUGCAGUGCAACUAGACUCGAGAUUUGCUUAUGCUCAUACACUAUGCGGCCAUGAGUAUGUUGCCUUGGAGGAUUAUGAGAACGGAAUAAAGUGUUAUCAGAAUGCACUUGAGGUAGAUGAAAGGCACUAUAACUCAUGGUAUGGUCUUGGGGUGGUCUAUCUUCGGCAGGAGAAAUUUGAGUUCUCAGAGCAUCAUUUCCGGAGAGCUUACCGUAUUAAUCAACGCUCUUCAAUUAUUAUGUGCUAUCUUGGAAUGGCACUGCAUUCAUUGAAGAGGAACGAGGAAGCCCUGGAGAUAAUUGAGGAGGCUAUCCUUGCAGAUAAGAAGAACCCACUCCCAGUCUAUCAGAAGGCUAACAUACUCCUAAGUCUUGAAAGAUGUGAUGAAGCUUUGAAGCAUUUGGAGCAGGUAAAGGAGUUCACUCCAUGUGAGAGCAGCAUCUAUGCGUUGAUGGGGAAGAUUUACAAGAGGCUUAAUAUGCAUGCUAAGGCCAUGUUCUACUUUGGUAUUGCAUUGGACCUGAAGCCUCCAGCAGCUGAUGUUGCUGCUAUCAAGUCUGCGAUGGAGAAAUUGCAUCUCCCGGAUGAAUUGGAGGACACCUUAUAGAUUCAUUUCCUCAAAACUCAGAAGGUGCAGCAAUGGCUCAAUUGGCUUGGCCGCAUGCUUGGGCUUUCGGGCAAUCUUGUGGAAAGCGGGCUUUCGAGGUACUAUUGAAGACAGCCCAUUCUUGAAGAAAGCGGCGGCUAACCUCUAACAUUGUAUUACUCGUCUCAAAUGUAACAUUAAUCAUUCAGUUUUGUAGCUUUAGUGAGUCAUCGAGUGGAACAUUUGUAUUGAGAGCACGACUGAUAAUGCAUGUAUAAUGUUUGGACGCUUACAUCACAGUGAAAGCAACUGCAUAAAUACAGAGGAAAACAUUGCAUUGUUGGUAGAUGACGGCUGUUCGCCUUCUAACCUGUAAUUCUUUUACAUUCUUAUAAGUUUUUCUCGAGAGGUCAAAUGUGUUCCAUUUUAUUUAAAUCUAA